Molecule: messenger RNA, 1878 nt
Organism: Dichotomopilus funicola
Lineage: Eukaryota; Fungi; Ascomycota; Sordariomycetes; Sordariales; Chaetomiaceae
Exons: 9
Coding region: 1-1878 (625 amino acids)
Biological process (GO): carbon catabolite repression of transcription
Cellular component (GO): nucleus; cell division site; cell tip
Molecular function (GO): protein binding
Source: RefSeq, a predicted model, not a curated record
AUGUUCGUCCUACCACCCCCGCCCCGCUACCCCACGGGCCCCGGCGGUUACAACGGCCUCCCGGCGGGCACACCCGUGCCAAUGAUCGAAACAAACAACAUCAUCACUACCCCCUCGGGCCCCGAGUACCAAUUCUUGGUUGGCGAGGGGUUAUACGUGCUCAAGGACGACCUUCACCUCGCGACCCCUCCACCACAUCCAUCCGAAACACCAAUCACAAACCCCAAUCCCCUUGCGACAAACCCUCAGCCUGCCUCGGCCGGCACCCGGCUCACACUCCUCAAUCUCGACGUCAACCCCCAAAACACUGCCCUCUAUCGGACAAACUCACGAUCGGACGGCGCCCGAGGAAGCAUACAAGAGAAUCGCGAUGAGAGCCAGUCAUCGACAGACGUGCGUGAGAGCAGUAGCGAUGCUGGACGCAUCAGUUCUGUCGACACGCCGCUUGCGACAGUUAACACCAACACCCCAGCCUUUGGCGAGGGCAACACACUCCUUGCGCCAGUCGCCCAAAAGGAUGUGAACAAGCGGCGUAAGCCUAAGAAUAACAUGACAAAGAGCAACUCGUCGUUCAUAUCGAGAGUGAUCAACCAUGAAGCGCUGGCAAAGAAGUUGCAGGAGCGUUCUCGAGAUGGUCUGUUUGCAUUUGCCAACGUUAACCGCGCCUUCCAGUGGCUAGAUUUGUCUUCUCCAACAAAGACCGAAUAUUUGUCCAAGAUUCUGUUUACCAAGGCCCACUGCCUCUGCCAUGAUGUAAACAAGUUGACCAAGAGCUCCGCACAUAUUGAUGUUGUGAUGGGAUUUUCCACCGGUGAAAUUAUCUGGUGGGAACCCAUUACACAACGAUAUACCAGGCUCAAUAAAAAUGGUAUUAUCAACGGGACACCUGUAUCGCAAAUCGAAUGGAUUCCUGGAUCUGAGAACCUGUUUCUCGCUGCGCACAUGGACGGGGCACUGGUGGUCUAUGAUAAGGAGAAAGAGGACGGUAUCCUCGCUCUGGAAGACGAAGCCAGGCCUCAGAGUAGCGGCGAGGCCAACGGCACGGGACGGCCGAAUUAUACCUCGGAAAUCCACGUUCACAAGUCUGUCCACUCCAAAAGUCAAAAAGCCAACCCUGUGGCGGUUUGGAAGCUGUCCAACCACCGCAUCAAUGCGUUUGCAUUUUCUCCUGACAGCCGGCACUUGGCGGCCAUCUCGGAGGAUGGCACUCUGCGGAUCAUCGAUUACCUCAAGGAAGAACUCCUCGACCUCCACUACGCCUAUUAUGGCGGCCUGACCUGCGUGUGUUGGUCGCCUGACGGCAAGUAUCUCGUGACGGGUGGCCAGGACGACUUGAUCUCGAUUUGGUGUCCCUCAGAAAGUCCCGCGUUGAUUGCCCGGUGCCAGGGGCAUCACUCGUGGGUCACCUCGGUGGCCUUUGACCCGUGGCGGUGCGAUGAUCGCAACUAUCGCUUCGGCAGCGUCGGCGAGGACAGGCGUAUUUGUUUGUGGGAUUUCAGCGUUGGGAUGCUCCAUCGGCCUAGGGCAGCAUCCGUCCGACAACGAGGUUCCAUUUCUUCCCGCCCUGGGGUGGUCCCGCUACUACAACGCGCGGAAACCUCCGGGACGGCGGGUACGAACGGGACCGGCCGAGUGCGAUCGGACUCAAAUCUCUCCUCGGGCGGGGAGAAGGAGAGGGUGCUACCCCAUCCUGUUGAACCAAGGGCGACGACGGCGACACUGCCGCCUGUCUUGAGUAAAGUGGUCAGUGAUGAUGUGUUGUGCUGGCUCGGCUUCACACCAGACAGCAUUCUAACGAGCUGCAAGACUGGGCAUAUCCGAACAUGGACCAGGCCUUCGGAGCUGGCACAGCAGUUGGAAGAAAAGAUGGAGGAAUAA